Molecule: messenger RNA, 5250 nt
Organism: Uranotaenia lowii
Lineage: Eukaryota; Metazoa; Arthropoda; Insecta; Diptera; Culicidae
Exons: 2
Coding region: 1267-2145 (292 amino acids)
Source: RefSeq, a predicted model, not a curated record
CAUUCCGAUGACUUCAUGUUUUGUCCUCUCUUGCAAAAUAAUGAUUUGAAGAUUGAUUCAAGAAUUUACUUCUUAACUUUUCAAUGAAAUUAGUGAGUAAGAGUGAAUUUUUUAACUGUGUUUACUGCUCCGGCUAGCCUACCGCACGGAAGGCUACCGUCGCGCGAUUAGAAAUUUUCCCAGUAACCGCAAUACGACUACACAACGGCGGUGUACGGUUUGCGAAUGGUCAGAACAUGCUGCGUCUACAACGAUGCUUGAAAGGACAAGCCCUGGAGGUGGUGAGAAGCAACUUAGUACUUCCGGCCACAAUACCUCAUGUCAUCGAAACGUUGCGAUUGCGGUACGGGAGGCCAGACCUGUUGAUCAACAACCUACUGCAGAAGGUGCGUGCGAUUCCGGUGCAACGGGUGGACAAGUUGGAAGGGUUGAUAGAAUACGGAACGGCUGUACAAGCACCAGUAUGACCAGCUAUGCAAUCCUCAACUGAUUCAAGAGUUGAUUGCUAAAUUUCCGGAUGAUCAAAAGUUUUUGUGGGCUACCUAUCGUCGUAAACUACCGGUGGUUAAUUUGAGAACCUUUGGAGAUUAUAUGGCAGAAAUAGUUCGGGAUGCAGCGAGUGUAGUUCCUUUCAAAUCUGAACAGUAUAAGGCAGCCAAUCGUGAGAAAGCUAAAUUCAGAGGGUUUGUGAACUCUCACUUUUCAUCACCCGAAAAGCAUGACCCAGGGUAGCAGAAGGACUCCGAAGCGGUAGUGAAGUGUGUUUGCUGCGAGAAGAGUGGUCACAGUGUUUACCAGUGUUAUAAGUUUAAAGCAUUUACUGUGUCAGAACGUUGGACUUUUGCUCGAGAAUCGCGUCUUUGCUUUUUGUGUUUGUGUAACCAUGGAAGGCGCCCUUGCCGAAGCGGCAUCAAGUGCGACAUCGAAGGCUGCGACUAUCGACAUCACCCUAUGCUACAUUCGUCGCCGGAAAAGGGCAUAACCUGGGGCACUGGACAGGAAAUGCUUCGCGAAUGGAGCACGAUUCGCGCAUAGUGAGCAUUGAGAUUUCGGGUUCCGAUGAAGGAAAGCGGUACGUCAUACCAAACGCUCGGACUGUAAGAUGCCUGAACUUACCGAAGCAGAGUUUCCAGGCGGAGGCGGCAGCGUUGAAGUACGAUUAUCUCCGUAGAGUUCCGUUAGCCAGCUACAAUAACGCCGAGCCAAAGAUUCUCAUCGGAAUAGACAACCUUUGUCUGACGGAGCCCUUAAGAAUAAAAGAAGGAGAUGAAUUCGGGCCAAUUGCAACAAAGACCCGGCUUGGAUGGUGCGUUUUAUGGUGGACGUCGUGGAAACAGUAGUACAUCCUUUAACUCUUACACUCGCAAGAGUAAACCAAAUGAAUCCCUCAAUACUCUUGUGAAACAGAUGUUCAUUAUUGACGACGUUGAAGCAGCGAUAUCGAAGCCUCAAUCAGAAGAAGAUACGCAGGCACUAGCAAUUCUGGAGCAGACCACGAAGUAUGCUGGUGAUCGCUUCGGGACAGGUCCACUGAAGGUACAUGACGAUGUAGUCCUCCCGGUUAGCUACGGCAUGGCCAAGCGGCGCUUGGAAUGCCCCGAAAGGAGAAUGUCCUGUGAAGAGAAUCUGAAUGAAAAUCCGAAACUGACAACGGCGAUGAAGACCAUGUAUGAGCAGCUCCAGUUGGAUGUCUACCCGGGGGAGAUCGCUGCUUUCCAAGAAGGCGAUAACACUCCGGAAAAAAGUUUGCUCACUCGACGUGUACCAUUUCUCAACGAAAAAGUAGAGUUCCGGAAUAGUAGCAAAAUUUGUAAGCCAGAAAUGAUUUCUUGCGACACCCAAUUUCCAGAGAUUCUACCACAGAAACUGUACUCCCGUUCUGGCCUCCGUAUCGUGACUCAAUAUAUUAUCCGAAGCUGUAUGCCAUGCAUUUUGAGGCGGUGUCCUCAUACUCCGCAACUUUCUGUGAUCUUGCAUUCGGGCGGUUUGUGGAACGCCGCGGUGCAUCGGUUAAAUUCUUCAGCAGCUUCGGGACGAACUACGUUGGGGCGUCAAGAUUACUUCAGCAGCAGAUCAACCAAGGGCUCUUUAACACUUUCACGAACGUCGAGUGGAAGUUUAAUCAUCUGGGGGCACCACACCUAGGGGGCGUGUGGGUGAGACUGGUGAAGUUAAUCAAGUUGGCAAUUCAAGAUGGGUACUCUGAGGACAAACUAGAUCACGGGGGGUUCAAUAAAUUAGUAGUGGAGGCUGAAAGCAUAAUCAAUACAAGGCCUCUGAAUUACCUUCCCUUCGAAUCAUCCGCUUCGAAACUUCAAUUUCAAACGAUUUAUUUUUGGAGUGUUCGAACUAUUCCAAACAAUUCACGGUUUCAAUAAAAAACCAACGAAAUCUCCGGAAGACAUGGGGUCUCCUACUAUAGGAGCUCGAUAUCCUGUGGGGACGCUCGGCAAAGGAAUACCUUCACUCUCUACGACUUCAGGACAACUGGUUCCAAAGGAUGGAACCGAUCGAAAUUAGCAGCUUGGUCUCGAUCCUGGACCUAAGGAUCCGCAACGGCGCAAGGCCUGUACAACAGUGUUGGACAUGGAUAGCAGAGAAUAGUGCAGUCUCAGAGACCGCUGAGAUGCACCCGGGGGAGGAUGUCGGCGCGACUAGCAACCCUGCUGUCACCGGUCGAAAGAUGACGAAUCACCCUGUGCUGCUGACGAUGAAAAACAGUUUUUUUUUCACUCGGCUAUCGUAGUUCAGAGUUUGCCGGACAAAAGUGCGCGUCAGUUCAAUCGCCAAAAGUAUAAGUGCCGCUUUUGUUUGCCAAAAUUAGCUAGCUCACAAGUUUCUCCAUUUUUGGGACACCUUACCGUUAUUGGUAUCAAGAGAAGAUUGUCGUAAGUUUAUAAUUGUUUAGCUAGAGGUGUUUUUAUUAAUUGUUGUUGUUGUCUAAUGGUUGUUCCACCAGGAUUCCUUUUUGACCACUAUCGAACGCCGAUUAAAACCAUUAGGGCCCGGAAUAAGUGAAAGCUUUCCUCCUUCUCCUUAGCGGAAAGUAGAAAUAUCUGAUGAAGUAUUCUUCAGAAGGCAAUUUUCACAAGGUCACACGAUAGGCCGAAACUCAAUCCGUAAAGCGAUUCGUAGGCUUAAAAGUAUUUAUCGCACUAAAAUUUUUGAAGCUGUAAUAAACUGUAAAAUACCGCUAUCAGAAGUUAGUGGGUUUGCCUGCGUUUUCGAUUCCGGAAGUCUCAACAGUAUCGUCAAACAGAUUGGUUGUUGUUAUUUAUCCCCGAGUAUUCCCAUUGUACCUGAACCUCUAACAGGUUAUGGGCCCAGGUGGAAGCCUCUGAUCGGUAAAACAGAAAGAGUUUAGUCAUUUUGCCGAGAAGCGAUGGAGUGGGCAAAAAUUUUCAAAUUGAGCAAUUCGAACUACCAAUCAUGGUCGUUAUAAGCGUUGUUGCGGCGGGAGCAGCUCUGGAAACACGUAGAACCAGGAACUCCCCCCCAACCGAUGACCGAAGCGUGGGAGGACGGCGACGAGCAAACGUUGGCCACGAUUCAGCUGAUGCUGAAUGAGAGCCAAUAUGCGCCGAUUUGUGUCAUGUUGACGGCGAGGGAAACGUGGAUGGAACUCAAGGCGCAUCACGAGAAGACCACGCUGCUGGGACAGCGGGUGACCCUUUUUCGGCACAUUACGAAGAUAGGUGACAACAUGGUGUGACAACAUAAAGUGUCAAUAACGUUAACGAAUGUGAGAACCCAACAUCAAGACUUGCGCUAGCAACGGGCUAAGUUCAAAAUUAGCCGCCGACGAAUUAGGAAAAGUCCGAAUUCAGCGCUUUCAAGUGCACCAACGUAGCCGAGUCACCUAGCGCGCCAUCGAUUGCAACGGAACAGCCGCCGAGAGAGGAUUUCUUUAGUGCCGUGAAGAACAAGCAGGUCAGAUCUACCAGUAUUUUGAUAACGAAUUAUUCUACGCCCCAAAUGGGAGAACAUAUUUGAUUGAACAAUUGCGAACCUAAUGUAAUCCAUAAAAUUGGGACUCCGGCUUAACUUUGGAACUGAAAAUUAGGGAGUUUUGCUUGGCGCAAAGUGGAGUAUUAAAACUAAAUAUUUACACUCAAUUCAUAACCCUUUAAAACAAUGGAAAUUGUUAUAAAAAUAUGCUGAUUUUUUUUUAGCUUCGCUGUAGACGAGAACCAAAAACCUUAGACAAAUUUUCACUUACCAUAGUGACUGCUCCAUGAGUCCAUAUUCCGUUCAACCUGCAAUUUCAGAUGGCAUUUCUCUUUAAGCAAACUAGGACCUUGUUUAACCAGCCAAUAGUUUUUCAUAUCGACAGCACAUUUAUCCAACUGAGCCGCCAUUCCGGGAGGAUGCUUAUGAGGUUUGAUAACAUGUCUUGCGGCGAAAAUGUUGGUAUUCAGUAAAUCUACGUACAUCACAUCUAAAACCUCGGGCACAAUCGAAUUGCUAGAUAUGCUUAUAACUCCCGCAUCAUCACUCAUUUUAAAGUCGUUCUUCAAAGUGAAUUCUCCCAAAUCAGCAACAAUCACUUGUUCACUGUUGAAUGCCAUCGGAAGUAUCAGAAUCGGAGCACCAGCGUUUAUCUCUAAGCCCAGCUGAGUAGGUCGUUGAUCAAAUCGCAUCUUCAUAUCACUGGUUUUGAUUUUACGAAGAACAGGCUAGAAUGGUAGAAAAAGACAUUGAAAAUAGGUUAUUUGGAAAAAAACUUCAAUUGCUUACCGUUUGUAAUUGUGAAAACUCCUUGAAAAAUAGUUGAAUUUCCGAAAUAAAACGUUUGGUAUGAACAAACCGAACUGAUGACAUUUCGAUCCGCAAAAGAGCAUCUUUAUGUAGACCACGUGUAUUGGAUUUGACUUCAUCGCGCACAUAAACAAAACUUAAUGCUUCGUUUCCCGUAGUCAUGAAUUUUUCUCGAUAUAUAAAGCCGUAGGGUGUUAGGUCACUCAGCGUUAUAGACCCAAGGCGACCUUCAACUUGUUUAGCAUGAUUUCUUUUGCUUAUCGUAAAUUGAGCGUUGGACACAUUUGCUUUGGCAAUCUCGUAGUCAGCUUUAGCCAGCACAAGUGAAAGUGAACGUACCGAAAUUUCUAAUUUAGAAUGGCCAUGCGGGAGAACCUUUUCUUGAUCGCUUUGUUCGGUUGAUGUUUUUUGAGAGUUUGAGUUGGCAAAAUCUUCCGAGUUGUCUAGCAGCCCAAAGAAAUUAAGCAGAAGAUACCAACUUUCGACGGAUAU